This is a messenger RNA of Arachis stenosperma, 1106 nucleotides long. RefSeq names its product MADS-box protein AGL24-like. The transcript is spliced from 8 exons. Gene Ontology annotation, molecular function: RNA polymerase II cis-regulatory region sequence-specific DNA binding; DNA-binding transcription factor activity, RNA polymerase II-specific; protein dimerization activity. Lineage: Eukaryota; Viridiplantae; Streptophyta; Magnoliopsida; Fabales; Fabaceae. The record is from RefSeq and is a predicted model, not a curated record. The coding region runs from base 166 to 894 and encodes 242 amino acids. Gene Ontology annotation, biological process: positive regulation of transcription by RNA polymerase II. Gene Ontology annotation, cellular component: nucleus.
AAUAAAGAAGAGAAUAAUAUAGAAUAUAUAUAAUUUAGGAAAAAUAAAUUAGAAAACGGAAUAGGAAAGUGUUCAUCGUUUAUCUAUAAAGGGAAUGCUUCCUUUCCUUUCUCAGCAUCCCAUCCAUAGUAGCAUUCACAACAGUCAAGAAAGUUCGAUCGAUCGAUGACGAGGACGAAGAUAAAGAUAAAGAAGAUCGAUAACAUAGCGGCAAGGCAGGUAACGUUUUCGAAGAGGAGAAGAGGGCUGUUGAAGAAGGCUCAUGAGCUUUCUGUGCUUUGUGAUGCUGAGCUUGCUCUCAUUGUUUUCUCAGCUACCGGCAAGCUUUUUCAUUAUGCCAGUUCCAGUUUGGACGACACAAUUAAAAGGUAUAAUAAUGGGCACUUUCAUGACAUCAACAAACUGGAAAGACUUCCGAACCUGCAGAUUGAGGAUAGCGCCAAGUUAUGUGAGGAAGUUGCAAAACGAACUCAAGAACUAAGGAGGAUGGAUGGUGAGGAUCUUGAAGGAUUAGACUUGAGGGGCUUGCAGAACUUGGAGAAAACACUUGAAACAGGACUCGAUCGUGUCAUUCGCAUGAAGGAGAAGCGGAUUAUGGGUGAGAUUUUGCAACUUCAGAAUAAGGGGAUUACGUUGGAAGAGGAGAACAAGCAGUUAAAGCAAAAGGUGGCUGUUCUGCGAAAAGGGAAAAAUAAUCCUCCAUUUCUGUUGGAUUUGGAUGAUACUACUGAUGGGAAUGAUAACAAUAUUAAUAAUAAUAAUAAUAAUAAUGAUGAGGAAGGUACCUCAUUCAUAGAAUCUAUGAAUAACAUUAGCAGUUGCAGCAGUAACCUUCCUCCAGAGGAUGAUUCAUCAGACACUUCUCUCAAGUUAGGGUUACCCUUCUCUAACUAAAGGUGUUGCGAGGUACCUAACCACUCUUCGGCGUGUAAAAUGUGAAGAUGCUUGCAUUAUUGCCAAUCAGCAUCAUGUGAUUUUGUUGGUCUUACACUACUUGUGAACCCACAUGUAUAGGACCCAUUAAAUGAGGGUAAUAACUAAUAAUCGAUUCGUUGUAAGAAGAAAACAAAAGAAAUUAAACCUAUAAAAAAAUUAAUUUUGAUACA